AAUCCAGAGGGGCAUUCGACGUUGGUAUAAAGAGCUGCGCGUCAGUUCAGAGCCACAUUUGAAUAUCAUCCAUUGUCAGUCCAGCAUUCAGCACUUCAGAUGACCAGCAAUCUCACUCUCGCACUGUUGCAAUUGCCCGUGGGCGCUGAUGUGUCAUUGAACGUACGUCGAGCGGUGGAGGGCAUUACACAGCUGAAGGCGGAAAAUCCGGAGCUGCAGCUGGCCGUCCUGCCGGAGAGUUUCAACGCGCCGUACGGGGUAGAGUACUUUGCCAAAUACGCCGAGUCGAUACCAGAUGGGGCCACAUGCCGAGCGCUGUCGCGCCUCGCCCUGCAGUUGGGUCUCUACAUAAUUGGGGGCAGCAUCGUGGAGCGCGAGGCAGGAAAACUGUACAACACCUGCACCGUGUGGGCGCCCAACGGCAGCCUCAUCGGCAGGCAUCGCAAGAUUCAUCUGUUCACCAUGAACAUUGAGGCCGCUCACGGUGGAGGCGUGCAGUUCGAUGAAGGGGCUGCCUUAACGGCUGGCUCAGAGCUGACGGUAGUGAAGAUUGGCCAGCACAAGGUCGGCAUUGGGAUUUGCCACGACAAACGCUUCGAGGAACUGGCUCGGAUCUACCGCAAUUUGGGUUGCUCUAUGCUGGUCUAUCCAUCCGCCUUCUGCAUAUGCCAGGGACCCAUGCAUUGGGAGCUUCUGCAGCGCGCCAGGGCCACGGACAAUCAGCUUUUCGUUGUCACCUGCUCGCCCGCCAGGGAUAAUAUGUCGGGAUAUGUGGCCUACGGCCAUUCGAUGAUCGUGGACCCCUGGGCCCGUGUGCAGCGGGAGGCGGGCGAGGGAUGCGAGUUCAUUGUUGAGCGAAUCGACUUUGACAUGGUUGAGCAAGUGCGUCGCCAGAUUCCCAUUCACCAGCAGCGCCGAACUGAUGUGUACGCUAAGGCCAGGGCGGACUCUUAAAGCUGGACUACACAACGAAUUUCAAUUAAAUAAAGAACAAUUAAUAGCAGCGGGA
This is a messenger RNA of Drosophila miranda, 1009 nucleotides long. Its product is annotated as omega-amidase NIT2-like. Gene Ontology annotation, biological process: oxaloacetate metabolic process; L-glutamine metabolic process. Lineage: Eukaryota; Metazoa; Arthropoda; Insecta; Diptera; Drosophilidae. The transcript has 5 exons. Gene Ontology annotation, molecular function: omega-amidase activity. Gene Ontology annotation, cellular component: mitochondrion. The record is from RefSeq and is a predicted model, not a curated record. Bases 100 to 954 code for a protein of 284 amino acids.